CACACCAUAGUUUCCUUCUCAGGUCGGGAACGAGAGCGUUUACACAGUCGUUAAUACAAUGGAUUGCCCAUUUCUCCUUAAGCUUUGACACAUUUCACUCGUUUAACAAACCACCUUUAGUACACGUUUUUUUUUUCUUUGUGGUAUCUCGUUUCUUAUAGGGAGCAUAGAGUUUCGUAAUAAAAGGAACCGUUCAGCAUUAAGGGAUGAAGAGAUCUCCUGACGUGAGCCCCAGAAGGCUUUCAGAUAUCAGCCCUCAGCUACGGCAGCUGAAAUACCUGGUUGUGGACGAAUCAAUCAAAGAGGAUUUAAAAUCUUCCAGGUCUGUGGAAGACAUAAACAGCGCAUGCAUCGGACUAACUUCAAUCGAGGAGAGGAUUUUAAGGAUCACGGGGUACUACGGGUAUCAGCCGUGGACUGCAAUUUACAACAGAGAUGAACACCCUCGUGAAAACCUGACAGCAGCAGACGCGCAUGCCCCGGCUGAGCCAGACACCGGAGUGCAGAGAGUGACCCGCUGCUGCUUCAAGCUGACUGCCAGUCAAGUCAGGAAGAUCUGCUGCGGGGUAGUGGUGCUUUUGGGUGUGUGCCUGUCCUGGACCGCCUCCACACAGCUCGCCAAACUCACGUUCAGGAAAUUCGACGCCCCUUUCACCCUGACUUGGUUUGCAACAAACUGGAACUUCUUAUUUUUCCCACUCUACUACAUCGGCCAUCUGUACACAUCCACAGAGAAGCAUUCUCCAAAGCAAAGAUACAGAGAAUGCUGCAAGUUUUUUGGUGACGACGGAUUGACUGUGAAGGUGUUCUUUACAAAGGUCGCCCCUUUUGGUGUUUUGUGGACAUUAACAAACUAUCUGUAUUUCCACGCACUGAGGAAAAUAAACACGACAGACGUUUCAGCGCUGUUCUGCUGUAACAAAGCCUUUGUGUUCUUGCUUUCCUGGAUUGUUCUAAGGGACAGAUUUAUGGGAGUAAGGAUUGUUGCAGCAAUACUUGCUAUUGCAGGUAUAGUGAUGAUGACCUACGCUGAUGGAUUUCAUAGCCAUUCAGUCAUUGGCAUUGCACUAGUUGUUGGAGCCGCAUCAAUGUCAGCUCUGUACAAGGUGUUAUUUAAACUCAUCCUGGGCAGUGCCAAGUUUGGAGAAGCAGCCCUGUUCCUGACAAUACUGGGAGGAGUUAACUUUGUGUUCUUCAGCUUCGUCCCUGUCAUACUCUACUUCACCAAAGUGGAAUACUUUGACUCAAUUGACGCUGUUCCCUGGGGGUAUCUCUGUGGGGUCUCCGUCUUUUUGCUGACCUUCAACAUCCUGGUAAACUUUGGCAUAGCUGUCACCUACCCCACUCUAAUUUCCCUUGGCAUUGUCUUAGGUGUACCUGUAAAUGCUGUGGUGGAUCACUGCACCAGUGAAAUAAGCUUCAACACUGUCCGUGUGAUUGCAGUGCUCACCAUCAGCCUAGGAUUUCUAUUGCUGCUCUUGCCAGAGGAAUGGGACCAGUGGAUCAUUAAACUUCUGACUCGGCUCAAAGUGCGGAAAAAGGAGGAAGCAGCCGAAGGGAAUGGGGAAGCGGGACCAGGACUCAGCUGGAGUAGACGGGCUCGAUCGUCAAUGUCCACCUUUACUCAUUGAUGUCAACCUAUCGUGAACGUCUCCAAAAUCUGCUGUCCAACAAUAACACAAUUGUGUGAUUUUACAUUUCUUACCAAACGAAGCAAAAAAUGCACACUUAUUGUUUAUGGUGUAUGUUUCUGUAUAUUUUUUUCUAUAUCUCAUGAAAUCAGAAAGUGUAAAGCUCUGUGCAUGUUGUCCUAUUGCUUGAAAAACCAUUGACUGUCGCUGGGACUUCAUUGUGAUUUUGUUUUAAAGAAGUUGGACUGCAUUUCAGAAAUAACGAGUGAGCUCAACCACAGGGUGUAAAAAAAGACAGUCGCUUCUAGUGACUUUGGUUUGAGCAGGAGCCUGACUAGCUAAUGAAAUACUUUUUAUAUUAUUAUUAUUUAAUUUGUAUCCACCAGGAGGCACCCAUGCAUUAUGAGCUGUUACCAUAGUGUGUCUGCCCUGGGGAGAGAAGUUUCUUCUGAUGUGGUCAGAAGAGUGUUUCUGAUACUGGGGAAAAGCCUUUUUUCAGAUCUGCCAAAUGUUGGAAAAUUGCCAUGGGUCUAGCCUGGUGAGCCUUUGCAAACAUUUUAAGCUAAGAAACUUUUCUAACAUAAUCAGGUCUACUUGUGAUGUAAAUACUGCUUUCGUUUGAGUCACUGGAUGGAAGGGCCCUGUGUAAAAUGCCAUGGUCUAUCAUAUUUUAAUAGUUUAAACGCUGGCACGAUUUAGAUUACCUGAAUUGAUCCCGAUGCUGUUUGUCAGAGCUGAUUUCUCCAAGGUGGAAUUUACAGCAUUUAUUUUUUAAAGGAAAGCAAAAUGGUAAUAUUUGCAACAAAAACAAAUGUGUCAUCUUUUCACUGGAGUAAAAAAGAUUUCAUAAAUAUGGGUGUCACAAACAUCAGUAGCACUGAAUACUGACAAGGUCUACCCAAGGCAGAAAACAUUUAGUGUUUCUAAAACAAUAUAGCCCUACCUGAUGGCAAAAACAGAAAUCUACAGUAUUGUACAUCCUGCAGUUACAUCCCAAUUUAAAGAAAGUUGAUUGUGCUGUAGGUUUUUUUUUUUUAAAUCCUCUCUCUCUCUCUCUCUCUCUC
Molecule: messenger RNA, 2695 nt
Organism: Polyodon spathula (Mississippi paddlefish)
Lineage: Eukaryota; Metazoa; Chordata; Actinopteri; Acipenseriformes; Polyodontidae
Product: putative thiamine transporter SLC35F3
Exons: 8
Coding region: 207-1631 (474 amino acids)
Cellular component (GO): membrane
Source: RefSeq, a predicted model, not a curated record